CUGUGUAAGUGUAAAUUUGUGUUGCAGAACAUGCAACAGCGUUACACCUGUCAUGCCAGACAGCCACGAAGUCCUCUUUUCAACUGUGUUUUCCUUUACAAGCCACGCAUGACAGGUUUCCUCUGUCAUGUAGAGCAAAUUUGUGAUGCUGUUUCUCCAAGAAAGUUACACUUACACACUUUUUUUCCUGGAAAUGAUCAGAGCAGGAUGCGCAAUGAACGUGGCUGCACCAGGCUGCUCGAAGUGACGAGUCUGCCACCACCGCCAUUGACGAAAGACCGUAGUAUAGUAAAUCAAUCAACACGACGCUACUACUAGUAGCGAAGACGCAUUUUUGAUGCUGCCACCAGGAACAUUGUUGAAACAGAGACAGAGCCCGCCGGUGCG
Amoebophrya sp. A120 is the source of this 387-nucleotide messenger RNA. The record is from the annotation of a GenBank genome assembly. NCBI's taxonomy places the organism in Eukaryota, Dinophyceae, Syndiniales, Amoebophryaceae.